This is a messenger RNA of Recurvomyces mirabilis, 2523 nucleotides long. Its product is annotated as ribosome biogenesis protein ytm1. The transcript has a single exon. Lineage: Eukaryota; Fungi; Ascomycota; Dothideomycetes; Mycosphaerellales; Teratosphaeriaceae. The coding region runs from base 1 to 2523 and encodes 840 amino acids. The record is from RefSeq and is a predicted model, not a curated record. Gene Ontology annotation, biological process: mitotic spindle assembly checkpoint signaling; endoplasmic reticulum to Golgi vesicle-mediated transport. Gene Ontology annotation, cellular component: RZZ complex.
AUGGCUGUCGUUGGUGUGACGCCCGCUGUCCUACAGUACAUCGACCAUAAUGCCUUUCCCGAGGACUCAGAAGUACAGUCUGCGGAUCUUGGCCCAGAAGUAAUCUCGAGUCUACUUCACGAGCUGCAACGCGAACAGGACCUGGUUAAGGACGAGAUCAGGAGUUUGAGCAAGGGUACUGCUCCGGACAUUGACACCUGGAUUUCACGAGCCAAGGAGCUGCAGACGGAUCUUGUGAGGUCGAGAGACACGGCAAGACAGAUCGUUGCUGAGCAUGAAGCUGGAAGGAAGCGGAAGGCAGAGGUAGAGGAUACGAGGAAGAAAGUGCAAUUGCUUGAAAGGGAGGUGGCUUUCGAGGAGACAUUAGCAGGGACAUUGGAGCAUAUACGAUAUGCUAAUGGCGUAUUGAGUUCCGUGCAGCAUGAGGCUGUACGAGGUGAUCUGAGAGCCGCGCUGAACCAUCUGGAGCAAGCUGAGGAGAGUAUUGGUGGUCUUGAUGGUCUGAGGGAUACGAAAGCUUGUGGGCUAUUGCAGGGUCGAGCGAGGCAGUUGAAGGAGAGCCUGCAGAAAGCAACGACGGAGCGUUGGCAGAAGCUGAUUAGGAUCGAUCACGAAGGGAGAAAGGUUACUAUUAAGAAAAUCAUUCCUACGUCCGACGAUUCUGAUCCAGCAGCCACGGAUCUCGAUAUCGAGAGUCUUGUCGUAGUAGCACAAGGUCUGGAUAUUUAUGAUGGCUUCAUCCAGACGUUAAGCAGAGAUCUUGAGCGGACUCUAUUUCGGCCCUGCCUCUUGCUGGACGACAAGGAUCAAUUGGGGACCGUCAAGGUAUCCGGUGAGACACUCGCAUGCGAUACACGGCAGCGAGACAUCACGAACGAUGCACUCUUCACAGGCCUCGCUGAGAUCGUGAAUUUCCUUGUUGAGCGACUACCUAAAUCUGCUACGAACCCACUUUCACGCCUUUUAGUGCCAGCAUUCUCGAACCGCCUUGAAGAUCAAUGGCUGGAGCCUGCUGUUCCGCUCGGCACGGAGGAGAUGCCAGCAUUCCAAGCAGUACUUGGACACGUGCAACGUCUCGCUGUGAUGAUCGAUGGGCACGGAUGGCAUGGUACCCGGCAGCUGCAUGAUUGGGUGAACAACGCACCACGUACUUGGCUCACGAAGCGACGCGAGGCUGUCCUUGGUGAUGUACGGAAUCUGGUCUUUGCUGGCUUAAGGCAGAAAAAGACUGUUGAGCGGAUCGAGACUCAGAUGCUGAGCAAGGACGAUCAUCAAGUGCUGCAGGGAAGUGUUGAGCAAGCUGAUGACGAAUGGGACACUGCGUGGGACGAGCCCGAGGAGGAAGUUAAGGCCACUGCAUCAAAAGCCACAGCAGCGCCCGCCGCCAGUGCUGACGGUGAUGAAGCAAGUGCAUGGGAUGCGGAUGAUCUGGACGCAAAGCCGAUCAAUGGUGGAGAUGGCACUAACGAGGAAGGAGAAGCGUGGGGGUGGGGUGAUGAUGAACAGCAGUCAUCGAGCCCAGAGCAGGUGAAGAAGCCUGCACCAUCAGGUCCGAACACCCUCGACGGCAGAAAUCAGCGGUCAGCACCAACCAAAGAGCGGGAGAUGACGUUACGGGAGACGUUUACUGUCACUGCAGUGCCUGAUGGCGUUCUCGAACUGAUACAGCACAUCAUCCACGAUGCGCAAACGCUCGCUGAUCCAGCUGACCACGAUUCACCGAUUGCUCCAGCGGCGACAGCCCUGUACACAAUACCCACCCUCGCACUAGCGAUAUAUCGUGCCACCGCUCCGACCGCGUACAGCAGGCUACCAACAGGCAACAUGCUCGUCUACAAUGACGCUUCGCACCUUUCGUCCAAGCUGCGUGACUGGCAAGCAAGCGAACCACCUGAAUCGCGCCUUCGCUUAGACAACGAUGUCAAAGCUCUCGAAACCUUCGCGAAACGUGCCUACAGCUCCGAAAUGGAAAGCCAGCGCACCAUACUCCGUGAUCUACUAGAUGGUGCACAAGGCUUCAGCAGUGUCACCAAUCCACCUUUCAAGCAAGAGUCUGAAGACGCUGUAGAGCAGACUGUGCACCGCCUACGAGAAGUCCAACGGCAAUGGAAGGAUGUUCUCUCGGAUGGCGCCCUGCUACAAUCACUCGGUUCUCUCCUCAGCACCAUCACCACCAAAAUGAUCACCGAGAUCUGUGAACUCGGCGACAUAGGCGCAGAAGAUAGCCAUCAGCUCCGUGCGCUCAUGGAUCGUGUCAGCGAGGCCAAAGACAUCUUCCUGCAGCAACGUGAAGGUGGCGAGCCGGCGGACAUGACCUUCAUCUACUGUCCGAAUUGGUUAAAAUUCCAAUAUCUGGCCGAGAUCUUGGAGAGUAGUCUGGCGGAUAUCAAGUAUUUGUGGAAUGAGGGCGAGUUGAGUCUGGAAUUUGAGGCGGAGGAGGUUAUGGAAUUGAUCGAGGGGUUAUUCGCAGACUCGGAUAUCAGACGGAGGGCUAUUAACGAGAUCAGACGAUCGGGAAGGUAG